Moneuplotes crassus is the source of this 2074-nucleotide messenger RNA. The record is from the annotation of a GenBank genome assembly. Lineage: Eukaryota; Ciliophora; Spirotrichea; Euplotida; Euplotidae.
AUGGAGCUACUUGAUUUACAAAUAUUAGACGAUUUUAAUAAGGCAAACGAGAAGGCAGAGAAGACAGUUGAGGAAUUGUUUAAAGAGGAAAUUGAAAGGACUGAGAGAGUGACUGAGAGGUUUUAUAAGAGUUUGGAUGAACUUAUGGAUUGAAAAGAGUAUAUUGAAAAUAAGGAACUUGUUGGUGCUGGUUUUGAGGAAAUUAGAAUCAUUGUGGAUGAACAAUUUGGUGCAAUUCAAAAUAUUAAAAAGAACUUUUAUAACUCACAAGAGGAAACCAAAGAGCAAGAAGCUCAUGAUUACAACAUCUCAGCUAUCGGCCAAAUGCUUUACUUAAUGAAUGGAGUACUUGCAUUGCUAGCCAACGCAAUGGAUUUAUUUAUGAAUCAAAAGAAAGAAGGGGCUGGAAGUGAUGAAAAUCUAGUAGCUAUUUCUGAAAGCCCUUCAGAUAGUCCAGGACAGACCCUAGACAAGGAUGAAGCCCUUGUGGACAUCAUGUACCUAUCAGCCCUGGUGAAAUAUUCCCCUGAAUUAUUCACUAUGGCUCUAGAGAGUUCAAAUUAUGAUUUCCUCUGUGAUAGGACCCUUCCUGAAUGGAAAGAGAUCCGCAAAAUUCAUAAAAUAGUCAACUUUGACAAAAGUGACAAAUUUGGCAAAGAAACGGUCAGAGAAUCCAACCAAGCCUUUAUUGGCUGGCUUUUGUAUGUGAAGGCUACUCUCAGUCAGCAAAAUACCUCAUCUAAUAAGCUUUCCAAGUUUUUUAAAACAAUGACUUACGGGACUUUUUAUAUGUUCAGUGUCGAAAAAUGAAGGAAGCAGUGAAAACUCAGCCUCUCUAAAGAUACAGUUGAAGAAGCAAGACAGAUCUUGAACUUAUUGGAUGACAAAUAUGUAUCUUUUGCGACUAAAAUCUCUCAUAAAUCUAUCAAAUUUCAUAAAUUAUUGUUCGUGCCAAAGACUGAGAAUGACUUUGAGUCGAUCCUACAAGCCUCUGAAGGAGACAUGCCUAGUUAUAGUGAGUACUGCUCCCAAGAUAAUAGGCAGAUCCCUGUAGAUGAUUGUGAUCCAGAACAGACUAAAUUCCAUAUGGACAUUGAUAAUUUUGAUCCUGAGACUCAUGUCCAGGUCAGGCUGUUGUGAAACUGUGAACUUCCUUAUAAUUUUGAGAAGAAACAAGUAAUGAAGGUUUCAGAUUUUCAGACUUCCUCUUUUCAAAAAUCAUUUGCAUGACUCUCAUGAAUUGGGUCUAGAGAGCCGUAUAAUAAUUUUCCUGAGGUUGAUGAAAUUGUUGUACAUAUCCAUGGUGGAGGAUUUGUUGGAAUGAGCUCAAAUGGGUAUCAAAAUAUCACAAGAAAGUGGGCAAGCAGGAUCAACAUACCUAUAUUCUCCAUCGAUUAUGGAUGUGCUCCUGAACAUCCAUAUCCCAAAGGACUUGAAGAUUGUUGGCAAGCCUAUAGAUGGAUAGUAUUGCAUAGCAAAACUCAUCUUGGGAUAUCUCCCAACAAAAUUAUCUUAGUGGGUGACUCCGCAGGAGGCAACUUCUGCUGAGGUGUGACUAUUCUAGCCAUACAGAAUAACUUUAGAGUACCUGACUGACUUAUUCUGCCCUAUCCUGCAGUGGACCUCUCUGUUAAGAGGUUCUAUCCUUCUUAUAUUUAUGGAAUCAAUGAUUUUAUGCUGAACUUGAUCAUGCUGAAAAUUUAUCAAGGAGCUUACUUGACAGAAGAAAUUGAUGGAGAGAAUAAUCCUCUGCUUAGUCCUAUUCAGGCCUCUGACAAUGUUCUUGAGAGAUUCCCCAAGGUUAGGAUCUUAGUUGGGUCCUGAGACCCUCUUCGAGACCAAUCUUUUAGGUUUGUGGAUAGACUCUUAAAAGUAUCAGGAAAUGUGAAAAUAGUUGAGUAUGUAAACUACCCUCAUGCAUUCUUAAACUUUCAAUCUCCUGUCUGAUCCCUUAAAGGAUCUGGAAUCGCUAACAAGCAGAUUUGCACUUGGAUUGAAGAUGCCAUAUUGGCAAACAGGAUUGAUAAAAGAAAGGGUCGGGAAAAGACUAAAUUUUAAGUUUCAGUCACCUCCA